GUCUGGGGUUUAACAUCGUGGGGGGUCUGGACCAGCAGUAUGUCCUGAAUGACAGUGGGAUUUAUGUGGCCAAAAUCAAACAGAAUGGAGCUGCAGCGCUGGAUGGAAGAUUACAAGAAGGAGACAAGAUAUUGGCGAUUAAUGGUCACAAGCUGGAGCACCUGUCACACAGAGCCGCGGUGGAUCUCUUCACGUCAGCGGGAGAGGACGUGCAGCUUCGCGUGCAGCAGAGGCCCACCAUGGUCAUGAAUUUCCCCCCCAGUUCCAGGCCUGACUGCGACUCUUCUGUCUCCUCCUUGGUAAUCCUUGUGGCCGUCCUGGGAGCUGCUGCAGCCGUUACCGUCCUCUACAUGCGCUUCCAGCCACAACUGAGGAGACAUUUUUAACACGCUAAUUUUCUCCUCAAAAGCAUUUUUUUUUUUUUUAAGAGCAAAAGCUGGGACUGAACUUUGCUGAAGGUUAAAAAAAAUAAAACAAAUAAAAAUAAAACAAGAGGAAGAGACGAACUAUAAAAAAGUAAGCCAUGUUUCCAAUUUAUAGUUGUUCAUGUGGUUAGAAUUAUAAUUAUGCACCCCCCCCCCCCCCUUCUGUGUAUUUUGUGAUUAUCAUAGUUGCUUAACCCAAAUGAUACAAGUAUUUUGGUCUCUUUGCCAAAGGGAUAACAACCAUGACAUGACGAGCUAACCGUUGUCGUUGUAUAACUAAGAAAGCUGUAGGAUUCACAAUAAACAUGGUAUACCUACUGCGGAGCGGAGCGGAGCUCCUCAGACAGAAGGACUUGGGUGGCUAAAAAGCCUGUUUAUUCCAAAUAUAUAUAUAUUUUUUGUAUAUCCAUCAGGAGGAGAGAGAUUUAUUUGUAGAGUUUCUAGGCAGACUUUGAGCCCCUGACUCAUUCUGACGGCACAUUAGUUUCGUGUUCUCGCAGGGAGGGUUUUUUUGUGUUUCUUUUGGAAAGGUCCAUGUUGUUGUCUGUCACUCAGAGGACCUUUUGUAACUGAAUGGCUGAUCUGUUUUGGGGGGAGCCUGGCUAUGAGAACUCACUCGCUGUAGAUUUGGAUUUAGCUCGUCUGUUUUAUACAGAUGCAUACUAGCUAUGUGUUUUUGUUGUGCUCUUUCUUUUGGUUUAUGUUCUGACCCCCCCCGUCGUAGAAACGUCUCUAUAAUGGAGCGAACAUACUUCCAGGUGCAGUAGCUGUAUGUGUGUGAAGGUAACGUGUUGGGAGGUGGUUCAAACUGGUCACAAUGACGAGGUGGAUGUGCUGUGAACAUAGUAGCCUGGUCCCAGAUCUGUUG
Messenger RNA from Oncorhynchus gorbuscha (pink salmon), 1293 nucleotides. RefSeq names its product synaptojanin-2-binding protein-like. Gene Ontology annotation, molecular function: protein binding. The record is from RefSeq and is a predicted model, not a curated record. NCBI's taxonomy places the organism in Eukaryota, Metazoa, Chordata, Actinopteri, Salmoniformes, Salmonidae.